This is a messenger RNA of Aspergillus fischeri NRRL 181, 1191 nucleotides long. RefSeq names its product cystathionine beta-lyase. The transcript has 3 exons. Gene Ontology annotation, molecular function: carbon-sulfur lyase activity; pyridoxal phosphate binding. Gene Ontology annotation, cellular component: cytoplasm. Gene Ontology annotation, biological process: transsulfuration. Lineage: Eukaryota; Fungi; Ascomycota; Eurotiomycetes; Eurotiales; Aspergillaceae. The coding region runs from base 1 to 1191 and encodes 396 amino acids. The record is from RefSeq and is a predicted model, not a curated record.
AUGGGAUCCAUCAACGUGUCCGAGAAUCCCUCAAAAUUUAUUCUGACAGCAGAGGCUCUGAACAAUGCACUGCCCGGUUUUCACAUGGCCACAAGAGCCAUUCAUGCCGAUGACUUCGUCAGUCCUCACCGUGCCAUUGCCCCUGGCAUGCAUACCGCGGUGAACUUCCGCUAUGCACGCGAUCCAGAUGAGCUGGUGCCCGAGGAGAAUAAGGAUCCAAAUGCGCCUUUUGAUUCCCACAUAUAUUCCCGCUACACAGCACCCAAUUCCAAUCGCCUGGAGGUCUUGCUGCGCAGCCUCAUAGGCGGUGAAGUAAUCACGUACUCGACGGAACUCUCAGCUUUUCACGCCAUGCUCAUCCUCCUCAACCCAAAGCGGAUCUUCAUUGGAGACGGAUACCAUGGAUGCCAUAGUGUUGUGGACAUUAUCCACAGACUGACAGGCAUCCAAAAACUGGAUCUGACGCAGAUCGAUCAAGCCGGCCCGGGGGAUAUCAUCCACGUCGAAAUGCCACUCAACCCUACCGGCGAGGCGCGCAAUCUAGCCUACUACCGUGCCAAAGCGAGCGAGAAGGGGGCCUACUUGACUGUGGACUCGACCUUUGCUCCGCCCCCGCUGCAGAACCCCUUGGAGUUUGGAACUGACAUUGUGAUGCACAGUGGAACGAAGUACGUGGGCGGCCAUUCCGAUAUGCUUUGCGGGAUCUUGGUUAUCCACCCCAACCGAGUUAAGGAGGGAUGGUUGAAAACGCUCCGUACGGAUCACCAAUACAUGCUCCGCGUGACGAGACAAGCUCAAACGGCAGAAAGGCUGGCUAGGUGGUUACAUGAGCAGCUGCAGGACGAAACGUCUCCUAUUGCAAAGGUUCUGAGCCAUGUCCAACACGUUUCGCUCCAGGAAGAUGACUUGAAGAACGGCUGGCUGCAGAAGCAGAUGCCGGGAGGGUUUGGGCCUGUUUUUGCUGUUUGGACGAAGAACCCGGAGCAUGCGCGCCGACUGCCCAGCAGAAUGUUCAUCUUUCAGCACGCAACUAGUCUUGGAGGGGUUGAAAGUCUGAUGGAGUGGCGGGCGAUGAGUGAUGCGCGCUGCGACCACAGAUUGUUACGGAUCAGUUGCGGGAUUGAAGAGUUUGAUGAUUUAAAGGCUGAUUUUCUGCAAGGACUGCAGUCGCUAUUGCGGGACUUUCCCUAA